Cokeromyces recurvatus is the source of this 1722-nucleotide messenger RNA. RefSeq lists its product as uncharacterized. The record is from RefSeq and is a predicted model, not a curated record. The coding region runs from base 1 to 1722 and encodes 573 amino acids. NCBI's taxonomy places the organism in Eukaryota, Fungi, Mucoromycota, Mucoromycetes, Mucorales, Mucoraceae. Gene Ontology annotation, biological process: vacuolar transport; protein localization to membrane. Gene Ontology annotation, cellular component: membrane. The transcript has 4 exons.
AUGUCUAGCCAGCAAAAGUCAGUCUUAUCAUACGACUUUUACGAUGAAAGAUUCCAUUUCUGUACACCUGAAGGUGGUGCUAAAAAGCAAGCUGAAUCUUUAGGCUCUGUUCUAUUUGGUGAUCGUAUUUUUACAUCAGCUUUCAAGCUUUCUUUAUUAAACGAAGAAAAUGACAAGUUAUUGUGUACAUCAACCAUUAUUCCAAAGAAAGAUGCUGAUUUUAUUAAUGAAUGCAUCAGGGACGAUUAUGCAUUAAACUGGGUUGUUGAUGGUCUUCCUGCUGCUCAUCUCAGCAACGAUGAACGUACAAAUGAAGAGUAUUAUAGUAUUGGUUUCGCACUUGGUUCGAAUAGAAAUGGACAGACAGAGUUAAAUAACCAUUAUGACAUUACAAUUAAUUAUCAUCAUCGUGAAGACGGUAAAUAUCGUGUUGUAGGCGUACUAGUCACUCCAGUUAGUAGAGCUCAGAGAGUCAAUGAAAAGAAUGUUGUUGUGGCUACAGGUGGACCCCUCAUUUUAAAGGGCGAGGAACAAGUUGUAUAUUCUUAUAGUGUUAACUGGCAGCCAUCUGAUACUCCUUGGGCUACACGUUGGGAUAAUUAUUUACAUGUCAUGGAUCCUUCUAUUCAUUGGUUUUCUCUUGUUAACUCAAUCGUCAUUGUUCUCUUCUUGACCGGCAUGGUAGCUAUGAUCUUGAUUCGUACUCUUCAUAGGGAUAUUUCACGUUAUAAUGCUGUAGAUAUUCAAGAAGAUGUUCAAGAGGAUUAUGGUUGGAAAUUAGUUCAUGGUGAUGUCUUCCGUCCUCCUCAACGUCCUAUGCUUUUGUCUAUCUUGGUUGGUAGUGGCGCUCAAAUUGUCGUUAUGACUGGUUUAACUUUAGUCUUUGCUGUUCUCGGUUUCUUAUCACCUUCGAAUCGUGGAGCAUUAGGUACGGUAAUGAUUAUCUUCUUUAUGGUCUUUAGUUGUAUUUCAGGUUAUGUAUCAGCACGUAUUUAUAAGAUGAAUGGGGGUGAAAAUUGGAAAGCAAAUAUUAUUUUGACUGCUUCACUUGUUCCUGGUUGUAUUAUGAGCUUUUUAUUUGCGAUGAAUUUCUUUUUGAUUAAUUCCCAUUCUUCUGGUGCAGUUCCAUUUUGGACCAUGUUCACUUUACUAGGUCUUUGGGCUAUCAUUUCUUUCCCCUUAAGUGUAGCUGGUUCAUAUUUUGGUUUCCGUCAACCACGCAUCGAACAUCCUGUUCGAACAAAUCAGAUUCCUCGUCAAAUUCCAGACCAACCACUUUACUUGCGCAGUCUUCCUUCUAUCUUAAUGGGUGGUAUCUUGCCCUUUGGCGCUAUCUUUAUUGAACUCUACUUUAUAAUGAAUUCUAUUUGGUUCCACCGUGUCUAUUAUGGUAUUGGCUUCCUUUUCUUAGUCUUUAUUGUCCUUAUCUUGACUUGCUCUGAAGUCACUAUUUUAAUGUGCUAUUUCCAUCUUUGUGGUGAAGAUUAUCAUUGGUCAUGGCGCUCUUUCUUGACAUCCGGGGCAGCUGGUGUUUAUGUCUUUAUGUAUUCUAUCCUUUACUACUUUACAAAACUUGAUAUUCAAUCAUUUACAAGUACUGUCCUUUAUCUUGGAUACUCAUCUGUCAUAAGUAUCUUGUUAACUGUCUUUACUGGUUCUGUUGGAUACCUUUCUUGUUUGUACUUUUUGCAAAAGAUUUUUGCUAGUAUUAAAGUAGACUAA